AUGUUAAAACUACUGUAUAUAUUGUUAUUCUUGCCAAUUGGAAUUAUUGCUCCACCGCCUGUUGAAAAUCGAAAAGUUGAAAAAAUCGAAUUUGGACCGCAUUUAGAAGGUGUUCCAAUUGAAAGAGAUGGAGAUAUUAAUAUAAAUUUUAGACAAGAAAUAAUUUUGAAUGAAAGUGAAACGAUUAAAAAUCCGAAAGAUACUGAAAAAGCUAUUAGAAAUAUGUUCAAUUCAACGGAUACAAAUUUGGAUGGAUUUUUAUCGACAGAAGAAUUGGAGGAAAAAAUUCAGAAAAACUUGAAAGAACAUUUGUCGAAAAGUAUGGCCGAAGCUGUUGAGAAAUUCAAAAUUAUUGAUGAAAAUGGAAACGGGAAAGUGACAUGGGAAGAAUUUUUGCCACAUUUUGCGAGUGACGAAGGAGAUGAACAUAAAGAUGAAAAUGGAAAACAUGUUAUGAAUAAAGAUGGUAAGAUUAUUUGGAAAGUAGGAACUUUAAAAAAUUUGGAAUCGGAAAACAUUUUUUCAAAAAAAUUGGAUCACUUUCAAACCUUUCCUUUUCAAACUCAGAACCUUAUAGAUUACUGUAGAUUUUUCUAUUUUUUGAAUAAUUUUUUUCAGAUGCAGUUCGAUUGGAAGAUGAGAAAAAGAAGUUUUGAGAAUUCGGAUGAUAAUAAUGAUGGAGAAUUGAGCAGUGAAGAAUGGCUUGCGUAAGAUUUUUUUUUCAAAAAGAAAAAUGCCAUAAUCUAAUUUUUUUUCUAGUUUCCUUCAUCCCGAACACAGUCGACGUGGACUUUUUAGUCUUGCUGAAGAUAUAAUUCGAGUUUAUGAUCGAAAUAAUGAUACAAUGAUAUCUCGAGAUGAAUUUGUAAAUGGAGUUCCUGGUUCUGUUGAAGAGGAAAAUGUAGAGUUCCAAAAAAUGGAAAAAGAAGAAAAAGUUCGGAGAUUAAGAGAAUUUGACAAUGAUAUUGAUAUUGAUAAAGAUGGAAAAGCGACAUUUUCGGAGAUUUUCGAAUAUGUUAAUCCAAAAAAUGUGAGACAAGUGAAAAGUGAAGUGGCUGAGAUUAUGUUGAUUGCUGAUGUUAAUCAAGAUGGAAAAUUGUCAUUGACUGAAUUAUUGGAUAGAGAUUGGCUUCUUAUGUCAACUGCUUUGAUUUCGGCGUCGAAUCGAUUACAUGAUGAAAUGUGA
This is a messenger RNA of Caenorhabditis angaria, 1186 nucleotides long. The record is from the annotation of a GenBank genome assembly. NCBI's taxonomy places the organism in Eukaryota, Metazoa, Nematoda, Chromadorea, Rhabditida, Rhabditidae.